This is a messenger RNA of Hemibagrus wyckioides, 775 nucleotides long. RefSeq names its product ribosomal protein L19 (gene rpl19). Lineage: Eukaryota; Metazoa; Chordata; Actinopteri; Siluriformes; Bagridae. Gene Ontology annotation, cellular component: cytosolic large ribosomal subunit; ribosome. The transcript is spliced from 6 exons. The record is from RefSeq and is a predicted model, not a curated record. Gene Ontology annotation, molecular function: structural constituent of ribosome; RNA binding. Gene Ontology annotation, biological process: translation. The coding region runs from base 115 to 711 and encodes 198 amino acids.
CCAUGUUUUAAAAGCAAAAGCAUUUUAUUUUUAAUCCCUACCUCCGGUAAUGGUACAGUCUAAGUUACUCAAGGAAAUUGUUGGUGUUUACAGUUUUGCUCUUAUUCUGAAGCCAUGAGUAUGCUCAGGCUUCAAAAGAGGCUGGCAUCCAAUGUCUUACGCUGUGGCAAAAAGAAAGUGUGGUUGGACCCAAAUGAGACCAAUGAAAUUGCCAACGCGAACUCCAGGCAGCAGAUUCGUAAGCUGUUGAAGGAUGGUCUGAUCAUUAAAAAGCCUGUAACUGUUCACUCUCAUGCCCGCUGUCGCAAGAACACACUGGCUCGGAGGAAGGGCCGCCACACAGGCAUUGGUAAGAGGAAGGGCACAGCAAACGCUCGCAUGCCAGAGAAGCUGUGCUGGAUGAGACGGAUGCGAAUUCUGCGCCGGCUGCUCACGCGCUACAGAGAGGGAAAGAAGAUCGACAGACACAUGUACCACAUACUAUACCUGAAGGUGAAGGGAAAUGUGUUCAAGAACAAGCGGAUUUUGAUGGAACAUAUUCACAAGCUCAAAGCCGACCAGGCUCGCAAGAAUCUCCUGGCUCACCAAGCAGAAGCUCGUCGCUCGAAGACGAGAGAGGCCCGCAAACGUCGAGAGGAAAGACUUCAGGCCAAGAAGGAAGAGAUGAUCAAGAACCUGUCCAAAGAUGAUGAAACCAAAGCGAAAAAAUAAUCUCGUUUUCUCUUUCAUUCUAAAUAUAGUCCUCCAUUAUACAAAAUAAAUUGAUUAAAGUUAA